This is a messenger RNA of Bursaphelenchus xylophilus (pine wood nematode), 1264 nucleotides long. The record is from the annotation of a GenBank genome assembly. NCBI's taxonomy places the organism in Eukaryota, Metazoa, Nematoda, Chromadorea, Rhabditida, Aphelenchoididae.
AUGCCAAUUGUUAUCCAAUAUUGGAAAAACAAGGGGGUCAAAGCGUUGUUAAUGAUUACUUUGAAGGAAGGAGAGGAAAUUAAAAACGAUAAAGCGGCUGCAAAAGUUUUGAAAUUUGCUGAGGAGGAGCUGGGUGUAAGUAAAAUAGGAUGUACCAUUCUUUUCUCUCAGAUUUUCACCUAAUUUUUUAUCUUAGGCAAAAAUCGAGUAUUUCCAUAAUAAAACACUCAAAUCUGGCCAAUUUGCGCAAACUUUGAGGAGUUUCGCGGCAGGCACUAAGUUCUCAUUUACUUUGGAUCCGGAUAAAACGGUGUUCAUCACAAGCGAUGCAGAUUUCUUCCCAAACAAAAUUGAAUCUCAUAUUCCGAAGGUGAGAAAAAGGAAGGAAAUCAUGUUUUAUGACCACGAUUGCUGUGGAUUCCUGAGACAUCGGGGAGAGAGAUUCCAAAUGUACAUCAUGAUAACAAUUGGAAUGACAUUAAGAAGAUGGAGGGAGAUUAUUGGUGAGGAUUGGGGGCGGUGUUGUUCCCAGCUAUAAAAACACGCGCUUUCGAACAUCAAGUGCUUUGAAAAAUAAUUUUUGCCUUUUUGCAGGCAUCCCAGAAGCCCCAAUCGAUGGCUCGUGGGUCGACACUUACGUUAGCCACACUUUUAAUGGGGUAAUCAGCAAAAAGAGGCCUUGGUGGCAAUGGUUUUUGGAUCAGAGAGUGUUUGGAAUCCAUAUGAAACGGUGGAAAGAGACUCAUGAAGAGGAGUAAGAACAUAGCCUCUAAAGUACCCUGAAUUCCAUUUCAGAUACUCCAGAAUAGUGGACACCCUCUACCGCAAAGGUCAGCCUCGACUGGAACGGUUUGAUUGGCCAGCAGACGAUGUCUUGGCCAAGACAGAUGUCUGGAACACCUAUGAAAGUGCUCAUAUUACUCCAGGGAUCUUCAUGGAUCAUGUCUGGGAGAAGAAUCUCGUUUUUUACAAUCGAAUCUUUCCUUCGGAUCAGGUUAAAAAGCUGACGGAAUAUAGAAAUAGUGUGGUGGAGGUGAUGAAUGUAACCGAAACUUUGAGAAGACAUCACCAUCCUGAACAGAAGAAGGCAUAUUGGAAAAAGACCUUCCAGCAAAAGGAUAUGUUGGGCGGAGCACAGAGCGAGAAAGGAGUGGCACAGCAGGAAGAAGACAUUGAUGAGAAUGAAGGCGUGGUACAAAAGGGAGUGGAAACAGAUAUUCAGGUGGAAAAAGAAGAAAACUUUGAAAAGAAGAAGGAAAAAUAA